Ochotona princeps (American pika) is the source of this 763-nucleotide messenger RNA. RefSeq names its product doublesex- and mab-3-related transcription factor C1-like. The record is from RefSeq and is a predicted model, not a curated record. Lineage: Eukaryota; Metazoa; Chordata; Mammalia; Lagomorpha; Ochotonidae. The coding region runs from base 156 to 725 and encodes 189 amino acids. The transcript has 7 exons.
CUUUUCUUCAUUCACUUGGCCCUCCCAGCAGGCUGAAGACAGGUUUCUUCCUGCUCCACAAAGCUGAGGUGUUUGGACUGACGGGAUCUUCAGAAGGUCUUGCCUGCUGCAACUACCGCAAGGGCUCACAGCUGGGUUCUGGACUGAUACAGAACAUGGCUAUUGCUCCUGGGGCUCCAAUCUACGUCAAGAAUAUGUCUAUGGGAACAGGAGUCCAAACUGGGAAGGUGAACAUCAUACCCCAGACGCAGGUGUAUCCUUGCUACAUCUCCAAUCCGGGGAUACAACCAGGGGUGCUGCUAUUGACCCAGCCUUCAGAAGCUGUAUUUCUGCCCUAUACUCCUGUGACUACUGAGCCACAAUUGCUAGUUUCUAUUUCUGGACAGCCUCAGGUGACCCAUAUCCUGCCUGGCACAUGCACAAAUUUGAUCCUCCAGCCCUGUGCCACUGCUGAUACUCUUCUACUGCAACCACAGGUAUCCCAAGCUUCUGAUCAGACCUCUGAGCAGGCAUCAACUACUGACUCCGAGUGGCAGCAGAAGCUUGAGGCUGCUGAAGCACUGCUGGCCCUGAGAAACUCAAGCCCAGCACCUGACUACAUGUCUCUGGAGCAGCCCUGUGGCCAACCAGUUCCUGCAGGAAAUACAACACACCAGCCUCAAGUUUCUACUGUGUGCCCCAGGCCAGUCACCUCUAACUCACCACAUGGUGGGAGCUCUCUCUGAAUUGGGACCACAGAGGAUAAGGCAUACUCAAAGCACUG